This is a messenger RNA of Arachis stenosperma, 699 nucleotides long. RefSeq lists its product as uncharacterized. The record is from RefSeq and is a predicted model, not a curated record. Lineage: Eukaryota; Viridiplantae; Streptophyta; Magnoliopsida; Fabales; Fabaceae. The coding region runs from base 1 to 699 and encodes 232 amino acids. The transcript has a single exon.
AUGAAGGAUCCUAGGAGCUUCCGAAUCCCAUGCAUCAUAGGGGAUAUUAGCAUUGAAAAAGCAUUGUGUGACCUAGGAGCUAGAAUCAACCUUAUGUCGUUGGCCAUGAUAAAGAGAAUGAGAAUUGAAGAGGCCAAACCAACAAGGAUGGCACUUCAGCUAGCUGAUAGGACCUUCAAGUUUUCCCAUGGAGUGGUAGAGGACUUGUUGGUUAAAGUAGGAGAGUUCAUCUUUCCAGCUGAUUUUAUAGUUCUUGAUAUGGAAGAAGAGGCUAAUGCAUCAAUCAUACUAGGAAGACCAUUCUUAGCAAUAGUUGGGGUGAUAAUUGAUGUGCAAAAGGGAGAGUUGGUCCUAAGGCUGCAUGAAGAGAAGAUGGUAUUCAAUGUUUUCACUGCCUUGAGUUACCCAAAGAAAUCCAUUGGAGAAUGUAUGAUAGUAGACACAAUGGAGAAACUGGUUCAAAGAGUCUUAGAAGAAGAGCAAUGUGAAGAUGCAAUAGAGCAAGAACAACAAACAUCAUGUGGUGACCUCCCAAAAGAAAUCAUGGAAGGCUCAAUCAUGCUAGACAAGGCAAACAAGGAGAAAGUGGAAGCACUAAAGCUGGAGUUGAAGACCUUGCUCCCAAGCUUGAAAUAUGCUUAUUUGGGGAGCAAUGACACUUUUCCAGUAAUUAUUAAUUCAGCCUUGAGCAAGGAAUAA